CAGCCAUCACGGGGGAAGGGUGUGCCGCGCCUUGCUCCGGCCUGGCCCUCCCUCCUUCCUUCCUCCCGUCUGAAAUAGAUCAUUGCUUUCAGUACUUUUUUGUUUACCUUUCAUAUUUGCUGUGCGUGUCAAGAGCAGUGAUGAAUUUUGAACUGAACGAAACCCAGUGACAUUUAUCUAUUUAUCUAUUUCUCUUAGUUCAUUUUAUUUUUCUUAUUUUUUUUUCGUGACGUAAUUGGAAAUACGUGAAUUUUUUUUAUUUUUCACUUUUUUAGAGUGAAGAAAAAAAUAUAUUAAAAAAGUGAAGGAAAGAAAAUAAAAAAGAAAAACUUAAUGAAGAAGAGAAAAUUUUUGAAAGAUAAACCCAAAUUAUUCUUUAAGACAUGAUUUUUUUUCCUCUCCAUUUUUCAUGAAUUUUGAGGGAGGGAAGCAUUAGAGGAGGAGGAGGAGGCGGAGGAAGAGGAGUAAAGAGGAAGAAGAAGAGGAAGAAGAGGAUGGUGUCAGCCAGUGUGGUGAAGAGUGUGGUGGUGCUGGUGUUUGUGGGAGCGGCGGGAGGCUGGCGGCACGGCGGAGGGGGCGAGGACAGGAGUACCAACCCUCGCAGACACCCAUGGCGAGUCCCCCCCAGCCAGCAAAACAACACGGCCGUCACUGCACAGGUUGGCGGCACUGCAAGGAUCCGCUGCUAUACUCACUUCCUGGCUGACGAAAUGGUAACUUGGAUGAAGCGGGACGAAGACCAGCUGCUCACCGUCGGCUCGCAGGUGUAUUCUUCCGAGGCCCGGUACUCUGUCUCCCACUCCAGGCAUCAGAAGAUGUGGGAGUUGUCAAUCCGCGACGUUCGGUUCACUGAUGCGGGACUAUACGAGUGUCAGCUUACCACGCAUCCUCCCGCCUCGCUAUUCUUCUGGCUCAGAGUGGUUGAGGCUCGUGCAGUUAUCAGAGGUGGACCAGCCGUGCACGUACCAACAGGGGGACGGUUCACCCUUCACUGCACGGUUCACCUUGCCACAGAGACCCCUUCCUAUAUCUUCUGGUUCCACAAUGGUACGAUGGUGAACUUCCUGUCUCGUCGUGGGCUUCGAGUCGAGUCCCUCAGCCACACCUCCUCUGUCUUACGAGUGUCCGAGGUCAUGUGGCGAGACGCGGGUACUUACAGAUGUGAGCCGCACCGUGCUGUACCUGCGAAUAUGACGGUGCAUGUGGUGGAAGGGGAGAAACACGCAGCCUUACACAACGGCCAAAAGGAGUCAAGUGAACAGGACUCCCCCGCAGCUGGCAGUGGACUCACCCUCACGCUCUCCUCUUCGCUGAUUGGCUCCCUCUGCUUGCUGGCCGUCCAAUGGGGUGGCGGCUUCCCGAGUGUAAACACUUGAUGAUCUUUUUUUCCAUUUCUUUCCCCACGUUUUCUUUCCUUUCGUCCACCGAGAUGUCUGUGUUUGUGCGGUGUUUUUAAUCGGCGUUUGUGUCCCUCCUGUGUGUGAAAGUGUGUUUGUUAAGUUCGUUUCGUGUUUGUAAAGAUGUAAUGUAAUGAGUGACAAUGUACCGAGGCUAGGUAAGGGGUUUUGUUUAUUGUAUUAGUGUGUUUUGUCAAGUUUUUGUGUGUGUGAACGUUGACAAGUGGAGUGUUGUUAUUUGAAGAGAUGUAACAUAAGGAAGUGAAUGUUGAAUUGUGAAGGUGCUUGGCCUAAAUAAACUGGAGAGAUUUGUUUACGAAUAUUGAGAGAGAGAGAGAGAGAGAGAGAGAGAGAGAGAGAAUGUAUUUUUCGUUAAUAUGUAUUUUUAUUAAUAUAUUCUCUCAUUUUUGCUGCUCUUUGUGAAUUAAUGAAUAUGACAAGAAGGUGAAAAAGGUGUUAAAUAAAAUAUCUUGUUUCUUAAUGCAUGAUAAUUUUUUAAAGGCCUGAGAGAAAACUAUUCAUUUUGUGACUUUUUUCUUCGGUUCUCUUAGUGAAGGAAAGAAAUAAGACGAGGAAAUGAAAAUAUGUGACUGCCGAUGCAUGGAUGAUUGAAGGAAACUGAGAGAGAAAAAAAAAAGUCUAAAAAUGAAAAAAAUCGAUAGAAAAAGGAGAAGGAAAAGAAAAAAAAUGAAGAAAAAUAAACAUGAAUGAAUUAGUUUUCCGAAAUUUCACUUUUUUUUUUCCAUUUUUUUUUUUUUUUAGAGAGAGAGAGAGAGAGAGAGGAUUUAUUCUUUUCUGACUAAUCUUUUUUUCUUUUUCUUUUUCUGCUUUUAUAAACUUUUUUUUUAACUAAGAUGUGGAAAAAAAAAACAAUGUAAGCUUCUAUUGUGAAAUUAAAAUAUAGUGUAGUGAAUUGCGAUAUGAAUAGUGGAGUAGAAAAUUAUUGUACAGUAUUAUUAAUAUUUUUGUUCAUAGAGUUAAAGAACACGUGGUACGAAAUGCAUUAAGGUCAAAAAACUGUUAUUUGUUCUUCGUUCAGAAAAGUUUUGCUGUGAAAUGCGACAAAAAAAAUAAAGCAAUGAAAGAAAACGAGAAAAAAAGAAAAUUGUUGAAAGAAAGAAAAGGAAAAAAAAAGGUUGGUUAAACGAAAGUAAAGAAAAAAGGUGUGGUGAACGAAAGAAAAGGAGAGAAGUAAAAGGGAAAGCUAUGUUGAACUAAAGAAAAAGAGGAAAAGACUAAGAUAU
Messenger RNA from Portunus trituberculatus (swimming crab), 2641 nucleotides. Its product is annotated as lachesin-like. Gene Ontology annotation, cellular component: neuron projection membrane. The record is from RefSeq and is a predicted model, not a curated record. Gene Ontology annotation, biological process: synapse organization. The transcript has 6 exons. The coding region runs from base 495 to 1376 and encodes 293 amino acids. NCBI's taxonomy places the organism in Eukaryota, Metazoa, Arthropoda, Malacostraca, Decapoda, Portunidae.